GCAAACUCUGUUUCCGGUGGCCUGAUGGAGGACCUUCUUGCUCCAUCUUAGCUUGUCUCUAUGGUGUUUGGGUCUUCCGGUUCUUGCCAGGGCUACAGUAGCCGGCUGGGUCCAAAACGGCUAAUUGUGAGUUUUCCCGACAGCCCCCGCGCUGGAGACUUGUACACAAUCAUCAUGGCGUCCCAGGACGAAGUGGAAGAGCUUGGGAUGGAGGCGGAUGGACAGACAGAAAAGCUCAGCUGUGUAGAAGAUGGAGACAGGAAUUCCCAGGCCUCCCAGGACAGCGGCUCCGCACAACCCGAGUCAGAUGGUGCUGUGAGCAACGGAGGCGACGCUGAGUCAGAGAAAGAGCUUGUAGAGUUUAAGAUUAUUUGGAAUAAGAACAAGUAUGACGUGAAGCUCCCAUUGGAUAGCACAGGAGCAAGCCUUAAACAGAAGAUUCAUACACUCACAGGUCUUCCACCAGCUAUGCAGAAAGUCAUGUUUAAGGGGCUUCUCCCCGAGGACAAAACUCUAAGGGAAAUCAAGGUCACAAAUGGGGCAAAGGUUAUGGUGGUAGGGUCCACCAUCAAUGACGUAUUGGCUGUUACUACCCCCAAAGAGACCGUACAGCAAGAGGUGAAGGAAGAAGAAACUAAGAAGGAACCCUUGUGCCGGCAGAAGCAACACAGAAAGGUCCUGGACAAGGGCAAACCGGAAGAUGUAAUGCCGUCUCUGAAAGGUGUGCAGGAGCGUCUCCCAACUACCCCAAUAUCUGGCAUGUACAAUAAGUCAGGGGGGAAAGUCCGACUGACAUUCAAACUGGAGCAAGACCAACUAUGGAUUGGUACAAAAGAAAGGACAGAGAAAAUCCCCAUGGGUUCUAUUAAAAAUGUACUUUCCGAGCCAAUUGAAGAACAUGAUGACUAUCAUAUGAUGGCAUUUCAGCUGGGUCCUACUGAAGCGUCUUACUACUGGGUAUACUGGGUGCCGGUGCAGUACGUGGAUGCCAUUAAGGACACAGUGUUAGGGAAAUGGCAGUAUUUUUGAAGUUACGUUCACCUCUGGCACAGGACACAAGACCGUGAGAGAAAAUUAACCCACAGUCACCGCCUUUUCUCAUCCCGCAUCCCGGACACCAAUAAAUCCCCUUUACCCACUGCUCCAUGGAAACUUACAGGGGUGGAACUUUUACCAUUGUGAAGUAUCCCAUGGGGCACAGAAUGCUUAUUCUGUAGGAGCCAGAGGUGACCUAUCCAAUAUAGUUUACAUUUUUAACUUUUUGCAAGUUGCGGGAUCACGCCCGCCACUGCGUCAGCCAUAUAUUGAAGUAAAUAAAGCGAAAAAGCCUCCCCUUCUUCUUCUUUUUUUUUUUAACCCUGUAAGUGCCAGGGAGACCAAUAGAGACCCACCACCUCCAACACCACCUCUAUUGGUUCCCCUGCACGGCCUUGAGAAGUAGUGAUGAUUUGAUGCUGACCGCUUGGAACACAGACACCCCAUCACAGCAAGCAGGACUCCCUUCAGUACAUGCUGAGUUUUUGUGACAACACUGUUACAGCGAGGCAAAUCUUUUUGUGAAUUCUCUUUAUACUUAGUAUUUGUCACUACGGUAAUGGAGGGAUGUCAACCUGCUUCUUUGUUUUUUUUUUAUUUUAUUUUAUUUUUGUUUUUGUUUUGGGUUCUUACGAUAGAAAAUAAUUAAAUGGAUGCAGGAGAGGCUGCACUGUA
Messenger RNA from Pseudophryne corroboree (corroboree frog), 1710 nucleotides. RefSeq names its product ubiquitin family domain containing 1 (gene UBFD1). The transcript is spliced from 7 exons. NCBI's taxonomy places the organism in Eukaryota, Metazoa, Chordata, Amphibia, Anura, Myobatrachidae. The coding region runs from base 61 to 1029 and encodes 322 amino acids. The record is from RefSeq and is a predicted model, not a curated record. Gene Ontology annotation, molecular function: cadherin binding; RNA binding.